ACGUCCCCUUGGAGACUAGAGCAACACGUGAUGCUUAUCACGUUCACUGAGCAGCGCUCAGGAACACACUUUGAGGAAAAAGUGACUUUUCUGACCCUCAUUCGUCGAAUGUGUCGAUGUCUAUCACUCCUUUAGGGAGGUAACACAGUGGGCGAUGUAAAGUAUCCAGUUGGCGAACUUUGCACAUCCUCAAAUACGCCAUUUUGAUCUCUCUCCGGAACAAGUUUGAAGUUUUUUUUUUCUUUCUCGAAGUCCAUCAUCUCUUUUCACCAUCAUCAUGUCUCAGCGCAAACAGCCCAACCCCGACAAAGUCACGCUAUGAGCAGAGGUUGCUUUCCCUCAUUCUGCGCCCGUGACCCUGUGCCUCCGUGACCCUGUGACGUGUUUAGCCCAGAGCUUAAAAUGGAAAUGGAAAGUGCCUCCCCUGAGCAGACUGUCAGCAGUGCUGUUGAUGCUGCUGAUGUGAAUGAACAUUUGUCAGAAGAGUCCUCCACACAUAGACCAGAACCAGCUGAAGAAGCAGACUGUGAUGGAAAGGACAAACCAGAACAUAGAGAUGAUGAUGAUGAUGAUGAAGGUGGAGUUAGAACCGAGGAGGAGCUGUCCUCCAUCAACUCCAUGAUGAGCACUGUGAUGAAUGUGGGCCAGAUCGAUGGCGUUGAUUCUGAGCCCACCAAAAUAUCUCCCAGAAAUUCAACCAAAUCACCAUCUGUCAAUCGUACUGGUAGAAGAAAUCAGGAAGUCAAAGACGAACGCUUAAGCUUCAUUUGCCCCCUGUGUGACAAAAACUGCAUGACACUGCACCAGCUCACCAUGCAUAUCAGACAGCAUAACACAGAUAGUGGGGGAACUGACCACUCCUGCAGUAUCUGUGGGAAGGCUUUGAGCUCAGCCAGUUCUCUGGACCGCCACAUGCUGGUUCACAGUGGAGAGAGGCCAUACAAGUGUGUGAUAUGUAGUCAGACUUUCACUACCAAUGGAAACAUGCACAGGCACAUGAAAAUUCAUGAAAAGGAUGCAAACAGUAUUCCUACCCCUAGUUCUUCCCCACUAAUCAAGCGCCGACGACUCCCUAGUAAGAAGAAGCUGAGUGUAGAGGAUGAAGUGGAGCAGGCAGAGGAGCCGCCAGUUAAAAAAGUGAUGUUAGUGCAAAAGUCGGGAGAGAAUGAUUCUGUUAAGAGUGAGGAAGAGAUCCUUCACUGCCCCAUCUGCUUUAAGACAUUCAACUGUAAAUAUGAUCUGGAAACACACAUGGAGACACAUCCUGACACUACACUCAGGUGUAGCAUUUGUUGCAUUUCCUUUCGCACACAUCGGGGUCUUCUCCGUCAUAACGCCGCCAUUCAUAAGCAGCUCCCUACUGACCCCUCUGGACAACCCUUUAUUCAGAAUAACCCCUCCAUCCCUCUGGGGUUUGGUGACUUGGCUUUUAUUGACUUCAGCUGUCAAAAAUUUCCCCAAAUUGCACAGGUCUGGUGUGAGACUAAUUUGCGCAGAUGUUCUAGCAAGUUCCACAAAUUUGUUUGUGAGGUCUGCAACAAGGCCUUCCCUCUUCAGCAGUCUCUGGAUCUCCACAAAUCCUCACAUAAAAGUAGCGCAGGCACCAGCACUGAACCUCAGGAACAUAACGCAGAUGGUGUUAUGGAUGCACCCAAAGUUAACUCCCAUUCCACGGAUUCCAAGGAGGUCAAUGAACUAGUACCACAUGUUGAUCGUACCAGUUCAGAUGGAAAAAACGUUUUCUUGGAGUGCCUGGGUCUCCAACACUCUUCUUUGGCCAAGCCAGAGAAAUCAGAAGAGCAAAUUCAGCAGGAAAUUUUAGACAGCAUUCACUUUAUUCAUAUUGAGCCACCUUCAACUAAUCUACCUCAAGAAAACAGCAACAAUCUCGGUGACUCAAUUUUGGAACCCGUCUCUCUUCAAGCCAUGAACAAGAAUGCCGCCCUUGGCCUCCUGUCACUACAGCCACUCAAUAGUAUCGUCAGAAGUGGUAUGUUUGUCCCAAUAAGUGGUCAAGCUGCGGUGGAGCUAGCAGACAUUGAACAAAUCCUUAAGCUUGCAGCCUCUGUGCCACCUCAGAUGUCUUUGUCUAUGCUUGCCAAAGGUCUGGGCAGUCCUCUACAGGUGGACCCCAAACAGAUUGCUUCUCUGAAGCAAAAGCCCUUAAUCACUCCACGAUCAAGUAUGGGUACUUCCACACCCCCUCCUCCUGUCAUGAGCGCCCAACAGGCCUCAUCGGGCAACAUCAGUCCUAGCCUUCCACCCCAAACAGGUCAACAAGUGAGAACUGCCAGACAAUCACCAGCCUCCUCUUCAUCCUCAACCUCUUCAUCUCCUACCAACUGGGAGACUACUCAGCUGGGGCCAGAUGUCAUAGGAAACACGAUUAUUUCAUAUGAAACUGGAAAGCAAGAAGAGUUUAAUGGCAAAAGGAAGGAAUCAAGAGGCAAGAAGAUGGCCAAGACCGAGUACCCUUGCCGGUUCUGCAAAGAAGUUUUUUCCUUCUUAGGCGGCCUCCAGGCUCAUAUGCGUCACCAUCUGGGAGCGUCACCGUACCAGUGCACCAUUUGUAGCUACGCCGCUCCUGACAAAGCAACACUGAUUCGACAUUUCAGAACACAUAGCGGUGAGCGGCCAUAUGUCUGUCGCCUCUGUCACUACCCUUUCACUGUGAAGGCUAACUGUGAGCGUCAUUUGCGCAAGAAACACAUGAAAAACACUCGCAAAGACAUCGAGAAAAACAUUGAAUAUGUUACCACCUCCUCUAGUGCAAGUGGUGUAAUCGGAGGCACCACACUAGACCUUCUUGAUACGGCCGGUGCCGGUAACACAUCUUGUCGAUUUUGCGGGGAGGACCUUAAGAGCUACAGAGCACUUCAGAUUCACCUGCGGACGCACAAUGGAUGUCAGCGGAAGCCAUUUGAGUGUAAGCAAUGUGGGGCAGCGUUUCUCGCUAAAAGGAACUGCAUUCACCAUUUGCUGAAGCACCACCCAGAUGUUCCAGAGCGGGAAAUUGAAGAACACAUCAAAAGUCUUGUACCGGUUGGAGGAGACACUACCACUCAAGCCAUCCCUCCAACCUCAAAUGGGCUGAUUAACAGCACCGUUCCUCAGAAUGUAGGUCCCUACACUGGACCUGUUGAGGACCAAGACCAGCCUUUAGAUUUCUCUAGCAAAUCUCAAAAAACGAUUGCUUCAAAUGUUAAAAUUGAAGUAACAACAUCUCCUCUGUUUAACGACUGCUCUAUGGAGCCCAUUGAUCUCUCAAUACCUAAGGUUCCUGAGAAGAAGAAAAUGACGAAAGAACAACCUCAGAGUGUGUCCCUGAAUCAACAAGACAUCAAGAAAGAACAAACCCUGGAAACGACCCCUGGACUUCUCGCCACUCUCCCAGUCUCCAUUUCUAGCCUGGCCUCUGCUCUAUCCAGUGACCUUACUAAGCCUUUUCCUCGCUUGAAGCCAUUGCUACCAAAACCAUCUUCUGUUUCCAGUACUAAAAUGGCACCGCUGGCCUCCAUUGUCCAGAUGAUUGAAACAGGAAUAGAUGGCAAAAACAGUGUUAGUGCAAUGGAUUUUAAUACACUAAGUGAGAAGAAGGGCACUACUAAACUGGAUUACAUUCAAAAUGGCUCUUUUGGUAACACAAAGAAGAGAGGCAGGAAGAGACCGUUUCAGGAAGAGAUCUGUGAUCCAAGAAUGCCGACAGGUUGUGGCGUUGACUUGGAGUCAAGUGGAGAGUUUCCCAGUGUGGAGAAAAUGCUAGCUACCACAGACUCAAAUAAAUUCAGCCCCUACUUACAACCCAGUCAGAUGGAGCCAAUGAAGGAAGAGAAAGAGAAGCAAUCUUUUAAUGAGGAGGUAAAAGAGGGACGAGAGGAUAAGCCAAAGAAACCUUCCCAAAACAAAGGAAAGAAGAACGCUUAUUCCAAUUCAGUGCAGAAAAUGACCUGCCCAUACUGUCCACGUCUGUUCCCUUGGGCCAGCUCAUUGCAAAGGCAUAUGCUAACACACACAGGGUCUCGCCCCUAUUUUGAUAGCACCGCCCCACACAUACGUACGCAACCCAGGCAACGAUUAUGGCGGAAUCUGCUGUGCCAGCCGGCUGAAGGUCAGAAGCCAUACCCUUGUCCUCAGUGUGAGUCAUUCUUCUCCACCAAGUCAAACUGUGAGCGCCACCUGCUCCGCAAACAUGGAAUGUCUAAUCGGACUCUUCAAAACAGUGGAUCUCGACCCAGACCUAAGGCUGACGAAGGAUCCCAAGGAAGUACUGGCACUAUUGAGAGUGUAUCUGACACUGAACCUCCUGUAGUCAGAGAUAUUGUGGAUCUGAGCUCUGUCAACCCCAAACAAGAGGAGAGAGCUUCAUCUCCAGAACAUGCACCAGAGCAAACAGGACAAUCAGCGGCUGAACAAACAGACAGCAUCUCAGACCUAAACCAAACACAGCCAGCAGAGGGAAACCCUGAGGGAGUAGAAAAUAAUGACGAUGACUCUCAAAGCAACAAUAGUCUUGAUAUGAACCUCGCCAACAAGUUCGUAGACUUCAAGCUUUCUGGAACAGAGCAGCACCAGCCUAAAUCAACUGCUGAACCGGUUUCUCCACCAGAUGAGUUCCCACACACCUGUGCGUCCUGCAAGAAGACCUUUCGCCAUGCAGCCACUCUCAGCCGGCACCAGAAAACUCACAUUCAGGAGGUCCAGCCAGAGAAUAGAGGCAAAAAAGGAAGAUGCCAACCUGCUCCUCAAAACCCAGUCCCAGCACCCAGAAAGGAACUGGAUCUGGAGGCCAAGUUAGAAGAUGAUGAAAAGGACGAGAACAGCAGCUGUGUGGAAAGUGGUGCUGAUGAGGAGGAGAGGGAGGUGAUGAGUGAUGAUGAAGAAGAAGAAGCUGCUUCCUCAGAGCUCAGGGCUUUGGAAGAGGAGGCCGAAACCACUGGAGGCAAAACCGACAAGAGGAAGAAGAUCUGUGCUGUGUGCAGCAAACGCUUCUGGAGCCUGCAAGACUUGACCAGACACAUGCGCUCACAUACUGGUGAGCGACCUUAUAAGUGCCAAACCUGUCACCGCACCUUCACCCUGAAGCACAGUCUGGUGAGGCAUCAACGUGUCCACCAGAAACCCACAGACGAAAAAGGGACAGAUGAGGCAGAAUUGAUUGAAGAAAUGGAUGGAGCAAGAGAUGACAGCGAAUUGCCGGAGGGAAAAGAGGUGAGGUGUUCAUCUGCAAGUCAAAGUGAAGCAACAGCUCCAAUCCAGAGUGAGAAUGAAUGUGGGAAAGCAGGAGCACCCCAAGAAGAAGAGAGUGAAGGGCAUGUGGAGGAAAUUCAGCAUCCUGAAGAUACAUCCAUGGCGAUGAAUUCUGCUGAAGAACCUCAGCCGGAUGGGGCUGAACAGGAGGAGCAUCAAACAGUCGCCUCAGUAGAGGCCCAAUCAGGCUGUGAUCCAGAUCUUGCAAAAAUCAGUGUCCAUAGCUGUACAGCAGCUCAGGACAUGACAGAGACACCCGAUCAGUGAAGAGAAAAUUCACUGUGUUGAUUUUGUGCCAUAGUUUAUCGAGCUUCCACAAACUCUAAGAGUUGCAAAGCCUGGCUUCUGCCGAUAUUUGUCUUAUACAGUGCGCAUGACAGACUUCUAUUGAUGCCUUAAUGCUUUCUUCUAAAGAUCUGGAUCAACACAUAACUGGACGGUAGCAAUUUUAAUCCUAUUUAUAUGAUUUUUAAUGAAUCAUAUAAAGCCUUUAUAUCAAUAAAUUAGAAGUGUUUGUAUGAUGAACAGAAGAUUUAUAUAUCAGCAUUAAAUUGUAUUAUUCUUGAGUCAGUUUCUGCAUGUUUUUAGUAUCUGUAUAGAGUUGGUUGGUUUCCUUUUUGUCUUAUGGAUUUGAAGAGCUUAAUUGCCGACUUAUUGUCAUUAUCAAGAUUGGCUGAAUACAUUUUGGAUACAAUUGCUGUUCAGCUCUGUAAUUUUUAUUUUGGGUGAUCGUCGGCCAAUCAGUUUAUCGGCAAUAUUUGCCCAUUCUUUGUGUAUUAUCCUCCAUCUUCAGCCUCGUUGACAAAUGUUGCAGAAGGCAUGCACAAGUGGCCGGGAAGCUUGAAACAGCGCCUUCUGGUGGCAUAGAGUGUGAAGUAUUAUAUUAUAAGGCCUGUGCAUCUGAGAGAAGUCAGUGCGAUUCAGUGAACAUUUUAUAUCUAUAAAGUGUGUUUGGCUUCUUGGUUUUGUGUUUGUACUGGAAAUCUCUCUAUGAUUCAUUUUGACUUCAACACUGGUGUUCACACUAAAAUUCAAACACUUCUUUUUCUUUUUAUCUUGUACAUAUUGAUUCUGAAAAGCAAUCUGAAAUGUAUCCCUUAUACUGGUUUAUGUAGAAGGGAUAUUUAUUUUUCCUAAAACAAAACACAAAUUGAACCCUUUUACAUUCGUUGUUGCAAUAGUGUGACUUCAAUAACCCCUGAAGUCCACACAAAACUGCAUUUGAGAUCCAGUGAAUUUGAAGCCCUCAUAGUGGCAAAAACGUUUGCUAGUUUUCAUUCAUUUUGAAAGCUGUGUCUCUGGAUUUAAAACCAAUUGAAACAUUGCAAAUGAACUGGGUUUAUAUUUGUCGAAACACAUUUUUCUUUCUUUAUGUUGUUUUUGAAUGAUGUUUGUACUUGUAAAUGUAUACGUGUGUGUGUCUGUGUGUGGGUGUGUGUGUGGGUGUGCACAGUCAUAUGGAUAGAAAACACUGAACAUUGUCUGCAGGUAUUUAUUGAUCAGUCUGGAGCGUGUGGUUGUCAUUUUGAAAAGCCAUGUUGAAUCCAAUUUCUGUAGCGAGGAGAAUCAAAAGAUGAAUGUUGUUUGAGAUUGUGAGGUUCUCAACAUUUUCAGAAACUCUGUACAUUCAGAUUCUUUAGAUAAUUAUAUAUUUUAUGUGUGUGUGUGUUUGUGUGUGUUUGUUUGUCAGCUAGUGAAACCUUCAACCAAUUCAGCUACCCAUUCAUUCGAGAACAUUGAGAGUAUCAUUUGAUGGGUUUGACAAUAUGAUUAUAAAUAUAAUGAUUUUUGCAUGUUGAUCUGAUUUGUAUUUCUCAGUUAUUCUAUUUCUCAGGGGUUUUCACAAUCUGUGUAUCUGUCUGGUGUGUGAAAUGCAAUCUCUGUUCACUACACUACAUUUAAGAGCAUUUGACUCAAUUUGGUCACUGUAUGUUUAGGCCUAAAUGUACCAAACCUUUUGUGCAAAAAAUCUGCAAAUUCUUGUAAUUAAUUCAGAUAUCAGUGACAAUGUUUGUCAGAUGUAUUGCAGAUACCUGUCAGAUCAGUUCAGAUGUAGACAACUCGUUGACUUUGCUUUUUUCAACCCUGUAAAGCGAAUAAAUCAUCCAAUCAAUAAAUGUACACUAAGAAUGAU
Molecule: messenger RNA, 7381 nt
Organism: Carassius auratus (goldfish)
Lineage: Eukaryota; Metazoa; Chordata; Actinopteri; Cypriniformes; Cyprinidae
Product: ras-responsive element-binding protein 1-like
Exons: 14
Coding region: 403-5514 (1703 amino acids)
Biological process (GO): regulation of transcription by RNA polymerase II
Cellular component (GO): nucleus
Molecular function (GO): RNA polymerase II cis-regulatory region sequence-specific DNA binding; DNA-binding transcription activator activity, RNA polymerase II-specific
Source: RefSeq, a predicted model, not a curated record